GUGCACUGACAGACACAACUUCCAGCACCCGCCAGCUGGGCCAAAAUGGGAAUUAGCAAAGCCACUUUGCUCCCUCUUUUCUUGCUCAGCUCAGUGAAAGGAGACAUACUGGAUGACUAUUUAAGAACAGAUGGUGUUUGGAUACUUACUAGGAAUAAAGAGUUUUACAGUACAAAUAAUGAAAAAGAAUGUGCAGAGAAAUGUGAUGCUGAAAUAAAUUUUAAUUGCAGGGCCUUCCUAUUCACCAAGAAAAAGCUACAGUGUUUGACAUUGGCUGAAAAUACCAAAACAACAGUUGUAUUCCAGAGUGAAGAUGCAGUUCUUUAUGAGAAGAAAAUUUACCUUCUACAAUGUAAAAGAGGAAUUGGGAAGGACUACAGAGGAACAGAAGCCAAAACUUGGAGAGGUAUUCCAUGCCAGAAAUGGUCAGAAAAAUCACCCCACAGUCCAAACUUUACGCCUGAGAAACAUCCCAGAGCAGAGUUGGAGGAAAACUACUGUAGAAAUCCUGAUGGGGAUGUAAGAGGACCCUGGUGUUAUACAACAGAUCCUGCUACCAGAUUUGAUUAUUGUAACAUCCCAGAGUGUGAGGAGCAGGUCAUGCAGACUGGAGAAGAUCCUACAGUGGAGUGCAUGGAAUGUAAUGGUGAAGAUUAUCACGGAAAUGUUUCCAGAACAGAGUCUGGGCUUGAGUGUCAGCGCUGGGAUGCCCAAGAACCUCAUAUGCAUGGAUAUACCCUGAAACACUUUCCAGGGAAGGACCUGAAGAUGAAUUACUGCCGUAAUCCAGACGGUGAACUUCGGCCUUGGUGUUUUACCAUGAGCCCCACUAAGCGCUGGGAAUAUUGCAACAUUCCUCGUUGCACUAUGCAUCCACCAGUCUCUGGCCUGGGCUCCCAGUGUAUUUCAGGGAAUGGAGAGGACUACCGAGGCAGGAUAGCCAUCACUGAAUCGGGAAACACCUGCCAGCAUUGGAACACACAGUUUCCUCACAAACAUGGCUGGAUUCCUGGCAGAUAUCCCUGCAAGGGUUUAGAGGAAAACUACUGUAGAAACCCUAAUGGAGAGAAGAGGCCUUGGUGCUACACCAUCAACAGCAGUGUCCGGUGGGAAUACUGUGCAAUUCCCCAGUGUGACUGGACAGAACAGAGUACUGAUGUGGCUACACAUGUAUUCUUGCCAGAGGAGUGCUAUCGAGGCACAGGCCUGAAUUAUCGUGGCACAGCUUCCAUCACUGUAUCAGGACGGAAAUGCCAAGCCUGGAACUCCAAAUCUCCACAUGACCAUGGAAAGACCCCAGAAAAAUUCCCAAAUGCGGAUUUGAGGGAGAACUAUUGUAGAAAUCCAGAUGGUGAUAGCCGUCCAUGGUGCUUCACCACAGACCCCAGCGUUCAUUGGGAGUACUGCAGUCUCAAGAAGUGUGAUGAUCAUACUGAGGAAGCCACACCAAAUGACCCCCCUGCAACAGUGGCACAAAAUGUUGGCCUGACUAUCCCCCCCACGACAUCUGACUGCAUUAACAGCAAUGGUAAAGACUAUCGCGGCACAGUAGCAAAAACUGGAAGUGGCAGAACUUGUCAAGAGUGGAGUUCUCAGAGCCCUCAUAGCCACAAAUACUUCACUCCUCUCACUCAUCCAAGGGCAGGCCUGGAUAAAAAUUAUUGCAGGAAUCCUGACGGAGAUGUAAAUGGUCUUUGGUGCUUCACAACAGAUCCAGAAAAAAUAUGGGAGUACUGUGAAAUCCCGCGCUGCUCUUCUUCUGAGCAUGACUGUGGAAAAUUCUCAAUGAGCAGCGAGCGGACUUGUGAGCAAUACAGAAUGUGUGAUGCAUCUCCGGGGUCUUGGCCUUGGCAUGUCAGUCUCAGGACAAGUACCAACAUGCAUCAUUGCGCUGGCACUCUGAUACAUCCACAAUGGGUCCUUACUGCAGCUCAGUGCUUGCAAGAGUCAGUAGAGCCCUCUUCCUAUAGGAUUUUUCUUGGGAUACAGAACCUAAAUGCAGAAGAGCCAUCCCUGCAAAUCCGAAGUGUUCACAAAUUACUGAAGGAACCCAGCGGAGCAGACAUUGCUCUGCUAAAACUGAACAGUCCUAUAAAAAUUACUGACCGUGUAAAACCAGUUUGUUUGCCUGAAACAAGUCUGAUGAUUGAAAGAAACUCCGUAUGCUUUCUAACUGCCUUUGGAAAAACAAAAGGUACUGAUACAGGCAAGAGAUUAACAGACAUUGAAUUCCCCAUACUUGAAAACAGACUGUGCUAUCGUCCUGGAUUUUUCAAUGAAAAUGUAGAUAACCAUGAAUUUUGUGGUGGAUUCACUUAUGUAAAAGUACAUUACUGUGAGGCUGAAGUUGGAGGACCUCUAGUCUGCCAAAAUAAAGAUAGAUUUGUCCAAUAUGGAGUCACUUCUUGGGGACUGGACUGUACCCAGCCAUCAAAGCCUACUGGUUUUGUCCAAAUUCCUAGCUUUCUGUCUUGGAUCAAGAAUGUAAUGGUUACCCACUGAAUCUGGACAGCAUUCCCAGCACGGUUUUAAAAUAGAAAUAAUGCAUAAGAAUCUUCAAUAAAUAUCAUUUCUUGCUGAGAA
Gallus gallus (chicken) is the source of this 2583-nucleotide messenger RNA. RefSeq names its product plasminogen-like. Gene Ontology annotation, cellular component: extrinsic component of plasma membrane. Gene Ontology annotation, biological process: proteolysis. The transcript is spliced from 19 exons. Gene Ontology annotation, molecular function: signaling receptor binding; serine-type endopeptidase activity. The coding region runs from base 46 to 2502 and encodes 818 amino acids. The record is from RefSeq and is a predicted model, not a curated record. Lineage: Eukaryota; Metazoa; Chordata; Aves; Galliformes; Phasianidae.